AUGGCACACAGGCUAGUUCCCAGGGGAGGCAUCGACGUGGAGGCGUUGUCCCCUAGGGAUGUCAACGCCCAGCGAAUGCCCAAAACCACAGACGCCAAGGCGAAAGCGGCCGCCCAGCUCAAGGCUGCCAAAGACAAAGAACACCCGCCCCCUCCUCCGCCAGAGGUCGUCGAGCCGAGCAGCACAGAUCGUCCAGAUGGCGCCGUCUACCACAUUGGAAAAUUGCUGGGAAAGGGAGGGUUCGCGAUCUGCUACAGCGGCCAGCUGCUACCAAGCAAGCAAAAGUUCGCUCUCAAGAUUGUCAAGAGCCAAAUGCCCUCCAAAAUGGAGCAAAAGUUUCAAACCGAGUUGCAAAUCCAUUCCAAGAUGCGCCACAGGAACAUUGUUCAAUUCUUCAGGGCAUUCUCAUACGUCAACUGCACUUUCCUGGCGCUCGAGCUUUGCCCCAACGGCUCUCUCAUGGACAUGGUGAAGCGUCGAAAGGGCCUCACCGAGCCCGAGGUCCGAUUCUAUGCCGUUCAGAUAUCCGGCGCUAUCAAGUAUAUGCACAGCAAGGGCAUUAUUCAUCGAGAUUUGAAAAUGGGCAACAUCUUUCUGGAUCACCAGAUGAAUGCCAAGAUUGGCGACUUCGGCCUUGCUGCGUUGGUAGUCACUGGCAGGGACAUGCAAACCAUCCGACGAACCACUCUAUGUGGCACACCGAAUUACAUUGCUCCUGAGAUCCUUGAGAAGGGAAAGAAAGGCCAUGACCACAUGGUUGAUAUUUGGAGCUUGGGCAUCAUCAUGUUUGCCAUGUUCACCUCGAAACCGCCUUUCCAGUCUUCGACAACAGACGAAAUCUAUCGCCGUGCCAGGGAGCGAGAUUACGAAUGGCCAAGUGCAGAGGUAUCCCAGAAAUACAUUAGCCAGGAGGCUAAAGACCUGGUGGCCACGAUGCUUGAGGAUGCAGACCAGCGGCCUGACCCCGACGCCAUUGUCCAGCAUCCGUUUUUUACUACGGGCUACAUGCCAGCAUCCGUAGAGAUCACUUCCAAGCUGCGAGAAGUGCCUCCUGACCCGGAUGAGUACUAUGCCUCGCGUCUGAGCAGCUCUACGCUAGCCCAGUCUCACCGUAACCUCAAGGAGCAAUGCCGGGAAUGCAAUGUUGGACCCUGGAGCUCAGAAAAGCCUUCACACACUCAGAUCUGGAAAGAGAUGGCUGCCGAGGAAAAGGCAGGCCUGACACCCAUCAUCCCUCUCGCGGACGGCGUAGUUUAUCGACCAUUUGAUGACUGGCUCAGAGAGCAACAGCAGAUCCGCGCAAGGCAUGCAGCAUCCGUCUCUGCACGCUCAAUGGUCAUGGAGGGACAGGAAAAUGCCAUCGCCGGCUCAGAAAGGAUGCCUCCUCCCACAGGCCUUCUACGGCAGCCCCCUCAGAGUUUCGCGGCUCAACAGCGAUCUCAAGGCCGACCUCUCGCCCCUUCUACCUCUACAAGGACUCGAACCGCUCCCGAGGUCCUCACUGCCUCACAAAGUACCAAAAUCCGACCCCGUCCAGACCGACCAGAUUCCGCCACUCGAAGGCCGUCACCUCCGUCGAAAGAGGCCCCCGAGCCUGCUACCACUGCCAGAACUAUGCGCGUAUCAGCAAGAGCUCAGCUCUCAGCAGCUCGGUCUGCACCGAAUUUACAUGAAAGGGCAGCGCAAGGCUCGUCCGCAAAUGUACCAUUGCACAAAAGACGAAACUCGGAAUCCAUUCGAUCAGCCACUUUGUUUAGCCCCGCCGAGUCGCCUACGGAAAUGCCAGGGUCAAAGCCCGAUGAUAUCCUCGACCGACUGCGCGAACUCCAGACGGAGCUUGAGCGAGCUCUCAACGCCCGUACCAUGGCCAUCAUCUCUUCAAAGACCGCGCCGCCACCACAUCCUCAUAUUGUGGUCAAGUGGGUUGAUUACACGAACAAAUUUGGUCUCGGUUACAUUUUGAACGACGGCAGCGUCGGAUGCAUCCUUCGUGAUAUUCCUACCACUGAAGGUAGCAAAACCGCCUUACUCCCUCCAGCAGGUGUCUUCAUUCGUAGCGCAGAGAAACAUAUCAUUCGACGACAAGAUGACUCCUACAUAGACCGCCAUCAGCCGGUACCAAUGACAGAGCCCAUCAAGUUCUUCGAGAACAAUGGCGAGGCUGGCCUUUCUCAGGUUACAAUCUCUCCCGACCAGUUUCGAGUGACCAUAAACGAGGAUGGUACAGCCGGCAAGAUGGCUCCUGGCAAGGACGUCUUUCAACACCGAAAGCGAGAAAGAAUCAUCCUGUGGAAGAAAUUUGCCAAUUAUAUGAUUGCUUAUGGCCGGGAUGACGUUCUGGCCGAAGAGGACGAGGCAGAUAGCACCUUGUCUCCCGGGCAAAAGGGAACGCCUGCAGAGCUAGUAACUUUCUACCAGCGAUUCGGAGAUGUUGGCUGCUGGGUGUUUGGUGACGGACACCUUCAGUUCAACUUCCCUGAUCAUACCAAGAUUGUCCUAGACGCAACAGGAAGUUGGUGUCACUUCUGGCAUCUACCUCAGGAGGCGGCAGAGAGGCUCGCCAGUACAGGCUCAAUUGGUGCCACCGCGCUGGACGACCGUGCCACGCUGUCGUAUCCCCUACAGACUUUGCUCAACUUCCAGGCGAGAUCAUCUUCGCGAACUGCGACUACGGCAUCGAGGAGGCGGCCUGAGAUCGAACCGGAGAUUCAAGGCAUCCCGGCAGCGAACGACUUUCGCCGAAAGGUCGAGUUUAUCAGAGACGUUGUUAAGGAGUGGGCUACCAACGGUGGUCUCGGCAACAGCUCCAUGGAGAGGGAAUCACGUCUGAGAUGGACCGGAUACCGAGAGACGGUCCAUGCAACCGCUCCCCAAAAGCACGUCUGGGUCACCAUUGGCGCUCGAUGGGGCGACCAGCGCAUAUCGACAUUCGUCGACCCAUGCAAACCUUGGGAGCUGGGCGAGGAGGUGGAGAAUUCAAAGAAAUGA
This is a messenger RNA of Trichoderma aggressivum f. europaeum, 2988 nucleotides long. RefSeq lists its product as uncharacterized. Gene Ontology annotation, molecular function: ATP binding; protein binding; protein serine/threonine kinase activity. Gene Ontology annotation, biological process: protein phosphorylation; mitotic spindle organization. Gene Ontology annotation, cellular component: nucleus; spindle pole; spindle pole body. The transcript has 4 exons. Bases 1 to 2988 code for a protein of 995 amino acids. Lineage: Eukaryota; Fungi; Ascomycota; Sordariomycetes; Hypocreales; Hypocreaceae. The record is from RefSeq and is a predicted model, not a curated record.